Messenger RNA from Ictalurus furcatus (blue catfish), 1927 nucleotides. RefSeq names its product TUB bipartite transcription factor (gene tub). The transcript is spliced from 12 exons. Gene Ontology annotation, biological process: protein localization to cilium. NCBI's taxonomy places the organism in Eukaryota, Metazoa, Chordata, Actinopteri, Siluriformes, Ictaluridae. Gene Ontology annotation, cellular component: cilium. The record is from RefSeq and is a predicted model, not a curated record. The coding region runs from base 109 to 1638 and encodes 509 amino acids.
GCGCGGAGCUGUAUCGGGAACGCGCAGGAAAAUAACCGGCUGUCAUUUCAUUUAGGAGUGAUACCACUGAGAGUGAGACAGAGAGUGAGACAGAUCGUCUCUGGGAGGAUGAUGGACGGAGUGAGCAGCAGUAAGAGCAUGUCCUACAGCCGCUGGAGUUAUGACAGCACCCUGGAUGAUGAGUGCAGUAACCUCCGGCAGCAGAAGCUGGACAGACAGCGAGCUCUCUUAGAGCAGAAGCAGAAGAAGAAGCGCCAGGAGCCCCUGAUGGUGCAGUCGAACCUGGACGGUCGCUCUCGGACCCGCAGAACACGGCAGUGUGAGGAGCAGGCGCCGCUUGUCGAGUCCUAUCUCAGCAGCAACAGCAGCACCAUCUACCAUGUACAAGAAGCUGAGCAGGAGGAGGACAAGGCUGUAGCGGAGGUUCAGGUUCCUCGCUCAGCUAAAAAAUCCAAACCGCUCACGUCGACCCCACAGACAGGCAGCGCCAAGAAGGAGAAAAAGGGCAAGCACAAAGGAACUCAUGGACCAGCGGUGUUCCAGGAUGAGGCCCAGGACCUGAGCAGCCCAAUCCAGAUUCUCACAGUGGGACAUUCCGCUGGACAAGACAGCGACGCUGAGGUCCAGAGCAAAACCGUGUCUCAGGCUCAGAGCAAGCAGGACCUGCGGGUCACAAUGCUCAAGAAAGGAAUCUCCAGCAGCAUGAAUUUUGAUGAGGAAGAAGAUGAUGAUGAUGAUGAAGUGAGCUCCAGUUCUUCUCAACUCAACAGUAACACCAGACCAGGCUCGGCCACCAGCAAGAAGUCCAGCAAGGAAGCAGCUUCAGCUUCGACACCGGUGACCAACGAGCCAUCCAUCGAUGUGGGCGAUCUGGAGGAGUUCACCUUGAGGCCAGCACCGCAGGGCGUGACCAUCAAAUGCAGAAUCACACGGGAUAAAAAAGGAAUGGACCGGGGCAUGUACCCCACCUACUACCUCCAUCUUGAAAGAGAAGACGGCAAGAAGAUGUUCCUUUUAGCAGGGAGAAAAAGAAAGAAGAGCAAAACAUCCAACUACCUGAUCUCCAUCGACCCCACUGACCUGUCGAGAGGCGGCGAGAGCUUCAUCGGGAAACUCAGGUCGAACCUCAUGGGCACCAAGUUUACAGUUUACGACAGCGGGACGAACCCGGUGAAGACCACAUCCAGCUUAGAGGCCAGCAACCUGCGUCAGGAGUUAGCAGCUAUCUGCUACGAGACCAACGUGUUGGGGUUUAAAGGUCCUCGGAAGAUGAGCGUCAUUAUUCCGGGAAUGAACAUGGAUCAUGAAAGAGUCUGCAUUAGACCUCGAAAUGAGCAUGAAACUCUGUUGGCUCGCUGGCAGAACAAGAGCACGGAGAGCGUGAUCGAGCUCCACAACAAGACUCCGGUGUGGAACGAUGACACUCAGUCGUAUGUGCUGAACUUCCAUGGCAGGGUCACUCAAGCCUCGGUGAAGAAUUUCCAGAUCAUUCAUGACAAUGACCCGGAUUAUAUCGUGAUGCAGUUUGGCCGAGUGGCCGAGGACGUCUUCACUAUGGACUACAACUACCCCAUGUGUGCGCUGCAGGCCUUCGCCAUCGCUCUGUCCAGCUUCGACAGUAAACUGGCCUGUGAGUAACUCAGUAACUCUGAAGACGAGUGGACGUGUGAGAGGACGUCCUGAUUCCCUCAGAAGGACUUCAGUGACCUGUAGGAGUCCUGAUUUAACUCAAACCCCUGCGAGAGCACACAGGAGCUCAGACUGACCGCACUCCGGACCUGGGAGAGCUUCUUUCUGCUUUUCGGGGCGGCGCUGAGGGAAAAAGCACAAAGACCGACCCACCGAUUCUUUUUCAUGUUAAAUUUUCAUGUUAAAAUGAAAUAUUGUGUAACUUCAAUGCUACAGCACAUGCGUUUGUAUUAGCGGU